UUCUGCUCCCUUUUUUCACUCCCCGUUCUGUUGGAGGCACAUCGAUAAUCUACUCCACUCAUCUUCUUUGCUUUGUUUUUUUUAUCGAUUACCACACCAGUGUUUUAAUGUCACGUCAAGAAAGACGCUUACCAAAAUGGAGAUAUCACAUCAACUCCGUUGGGACCAAGUCCUGAUUUUGGCAGCGACACUUAUGUCACCUGCAAUCACUGUGUUGUGUAAUGACAUCCUGGGUCUGAAGGUGGCAGGAGAUCCGGUUCUGACCCCUAACUCUGUCUGCCUGCGGCUGGCGGGCCUGAGCAAGCGUCAGAUUCGUCUGUGUGUGCAAAGCCCCGACGUGACGGCCUCUGCACUGCAGGGCAUCCAGGUGGCCAUCCACGAGUGCCAGCACCAGCUCAGAGACCAGCGGUGGAACUGUUCUGCUCUGGAGAGCCACAGCAAGCUGCCCCACCAGAGUGCCAUCCUCAACAGAGGCUUCAGGGAGAGUGCCUUCUCUCUGUCCCUGCUGGCAGCGGGCGUGGCCCACUCCGUGGCCUCCGCCUGCAGCCUGGGCAAGCUCCGGGGCUGUGGCUGCGAGGCCAAGCGUCGCCUGGACGAGGAUAAGAUUCGCCUCAAACUCACCCAGCUGCAGCUGCAGACCCUCCAGAGGGGAGGAGCCAGAGUGGGCAUGGGAGUGGGUGGUGGAGGAGGGGCACACCCCCAGGAGAUCAGAGAUGUGCCAGCCAGCCUGCAUUCUGGUUCUACCCACCCCUCCUCCCUCCUCAAGCCCCUACCAGAGGACCUCAGCCCCCUGCAGGAGACCUGGGAGUGGGGGGGCUGUAGCCAUGACGCCCGCUUCGGGGAGAGAUUCUCCAGGGAUUGGUUGGACUCCCGGGGCUCCCCACGGGAUAUCCACGCCCGCAUGAGGAUCCACAACAACAGGGUUGGCCGGCAGCUAGUGACUGACAACAUGAAGAGGAAGUGUACAUGCCACGGCACGUCAGGCAGCUGCCAGUUCAAGACCUGCUGGUACGUGUCCCCAGAGUUCAGACUGCUGGGGUCUCUGCUCAGGGACAAGUUCCUCUCCGCCAUCUUCAUUAACUCCCAGAACAAGAACAACGGGGUCUUCAACCCCCGGGUCGCAGCUGGGAAUGGUGCCUCGAAUGGGGUCAGGAACGGUGCCGAAGGGCCUACUGGGUCUGGGGGCGCGGGGAGCCCAAACAAUGGGGGACGGCGGAGGAGCGGUGUGUCACGUGAGCUGGUCUACUUUGAGAAGUCGCCAGACUUCUGUGACCGGGAGACGUCCCUGGACUCUCUGGGUACUCGGGGCCGGAUCUGCAACAAGACCAGCCACAGCAUGGACAGCUGCGGGUCCCUGUGCUGCGGAAGGGGACAUAACAUCCUGAAGCAGACACGUAGUGAGAGGUGCCACUGCCGCUUCCACUGGUGCUGCUACGUGCUCUGCGAGGAGUGCCGAGUCACAGAGUGGGUCAACGUCUGCAAGUAGAUAGGUACAUGACCUGCCAAGGCUCCUGAAAGGAACCACCCAAUAGGACGCAGCGUGGCACUAGGAUCCACCCAUUGACUCCCCAGUGUACUACUACGCGCCAACCCACCCAAGCAAACCUUUCCUUUGGUAUAUGGGUAGACGAUCCACUUCAUCUACUAAGGCCUGACACUUAGUUACUUACUGGUAAUCCUCUUCAUGCAUUGGGACGCAUGGGCCUCCGCAAGAUAGUCCGACUGUUUCCAGUCAGCAGGUUACUUGGUUAGUGUUCCUAACCAUGCCCUUCUUAACAGUCCUUCUCCAGGUUGCUCCUGGACAUAUCCAGGACACAGGAUGGCAAAAUGAAAAUCCACCCUUUAGCUUUGUCCAAUAUACACACAUCCACCCAACCAAACCUUUCAUUUCAGACUCGGUGUUUGUUUUUCUAUUUGCGUCGGCUAAAGUCUCCCACAGAAUCUGUUUAUCCCCCACUUCUCUCUCCUUUUUCUUUUUCCGUCAUCUGGGAUCUAUUUUCCCUUUGUUGCCUGUCAAAAUGCCAAGUCAGAGGUUGAAGACGAGGUGACUCAUGUCAUUUGUCUGUCUUUCCUCUGCCUGUUUAGAUGCAGCCCUUUCAGCCAUGGAAAUCUGAAUGUCCUGGACCCCAUCUGGUGUUCUGUUCUGUUCUCCCCUGCUCUCUACUCGGGAACAAAGAACAUCUCAGACAGCAGAAACACAUUAUUAUUUCAACUAAGUAAUGCCCAGGCUAGUAUCACAGUGUACCGUUUUUUGUUUACAUGAAAAAAAAUGUAUAUUAAUGUUUGUGUGUGAACUUAUGUUGCCUUCCUUGCUUGGCAUAUGCUGUGUGGGACCAUUUUAUGAGAGGAACAUAUGAGGCCCAAUGACUGAAUGUUGCUCUGCUCAGGAUGGUGAAGUUGAACUGAAGCUGUUAUAAUCGACAAAGCCUGAACCCAACAGUGUGACGCUGGAAAACGGAGUUCUGAUAUGGAGUGUGGUAAUGAACUCCAGAGGAUCAUUAUACUCAUUGGAUAUUUUGCACCUACGCCUCAAGACCACAGGGUUUCAAUUCUUUAGCGCCGGUUCUCCAUGACAAGAACCAGGAUGAACUAACGAAACAGCACUAAAGAGAACCAGGCGCGAAGGUUCCUCAACGUGUUCCCAUUACCAAUGGAAACAGAACUGGAGUGACUGGGAAUCUAGUGGGGACGGUUUGCUCUGCCCAUUGGUUUUCUUGGAUCGACUGGAGGAGAAAAUCAGUGUUUCAAUCUUCUUUGAAGCAAUUGACCAUUGAUUUGGUGGAAUGCUCUCGGUCCGUCUCCAAACUGAACUGCAGGUCAUUGAGGCAAUGCCUUAGAAUUGUAACCGUCAUUACCACAAACUGUAUUAUUGCUGUUUCUUUUGUUUUUGUGAUGUUGUUUUGUGAAUCAAUAGAAUUAUUA
This is a messenger RNA of Oncorhynchus keta (chum salmon), 2922 nucleotides long. It is a transcript of the gene wnt10b, whose product is annotated as wingless-type MMTV integration site family, member 10b. Lineage: Eukaryota; Metazoa; Chordata; Actinopteri; Salmoniformes; Salmonidae. Gene Ontology annotation, cellular component: extracellular region. Gene Ontology annotation, molecular function: frizzled binding; cytokine activity. Bases 137 to 1486 code for a protein of 449 amino acids. Gene Ontology annotation, biological process: cell fate commitment; neuron differentiation; canonical Wnt signaling pathway. The transcript is spliced from 5 exons. The record is from RefSeq and is a predicted model, not a curated record.